UUCGGUCAUUAUGGCACAACAAAAGUCCAAGGAGUCCCAGUUCGAUUCCGAAUCCUCCGAAAGGUGGCAAUUGAGCCCGAAGAGGAGGAUAGCCAUUGCCUCGUUCUUUGGCGAACUAAUGGCCACUGCGAUGUUCGUAUUCAUCGCCUGCAUGGGCUGUGUCCAAACCCCACUUCUGAGCAAUACCCAUUUCCAGAGUGGUCUGACCUUCGGCCUGGCCAUCCUCAUAGCCAUCCAAUGCUUUGGCAUGGUGUCCGGUGCCCAUCUCAAUCCGGCCGUCACCUUGGCUGCCUGGAUUUGCGGAUUCAUUGGCUGGGCAAAGGCCUUGGCCUAUUUCGUGGCCCAGGCCCUGGGUGCUCUCAUUGGCUAUGGCCUACUGGUAGCUGUCCUGCCCCAGAAUGCCAUCAAAGGUGUGGAUAAUCCGGCCGGAGUUUGUGUCACCGUCCUGGCCACUGGAAUCAACGAAGUUCAGGGCGUGUUCAUCGAGUUCCUCAUCACCUGUUGUCUAGUGAUGGUGGCCUGUUCUUUGUGGGAUCCUCGAAACAGCAAGUUUCAGGACUCGGUUCCCAUGAGAUUCGGUCUGGCCGUAUCCUGUUUGAUCCUAACAGCGGGUCUUUUUACGGGCGCCAGUAUGAAUCCCACUCGGUCUUUGGGUCCAGCGGUUUGGAAUAAUUCUUGGUCAAGUCAUUGGAUAUAUUGGGUGGGUCCUUUGCUGGCAGGAGCAGUCACCUCCCUGGUCUAUAAGUACGCCUUUCAGGGAGAGGAAGUAAUAGAGUUGGAAAAUUCUAAUGCCAAAAUACGAAUGAUUGGAGAGGUUGUAGUGCAAUAA
Messenger RNA from Drosophila bipectinata, 829 nucleotides. RefSeq names its product Entomoglyceroporin 3 (gene Eglp3). The record is from RefSeq and is a predicted model, not a curated record. Gene Ontology annotation, biological process: transmembrane transport. Gene Ontology annotation, molecular function: channel activity. Gene Ontology annotation, cellular component: plasma membrane. NCBI's taxonomy places the organism in Eukaryota, Metazoa, Arthropoda, Insecta, Diptera, Drosophilidae.